UUUUCAUAGCUUACCAUUUUAUAUACGUACAUGACACUUUCAAAAACCCUCUCACUCCAUUCACACAUCUUCAGCCAGGGUUUUCGGUUCCUUUUAGUGUUGUUUACGUCGAACUUUGGCCGGAACCAGCUAACCGUUGAUCAACUCAUUUGCGUGUGAAUAGAAAAGUAAUGAUUUACUAUUUCUUUUCUGAUAACUUUUGUUAUGGUACUAUCAGACCUAAUCCCUAUGCACUUUGAACCAUGAGCAGCAGCAGCGACAUUGAAUUUUUACAAAGGCAUACGCAAACAGAAAGAUAGCUUUCGAUGGGCUAUUUCUGGAAAUUUUGAAGUGGGUUUUACUUUAAAGUUGUGAUUUUUAUUGCCAUUUCUUUGGAUUAUUGAAGUGGGUUUUGGAGAUUAUUAAGAGAAGUUUGGAUUUCUGUUGCUGAUUCUGCAUUGAGGGGCUUAUUGACACGAAACAAUAGAGUAAAUGAUGAUGGAGAAUAAAAGGAGACCCGUCUUCCUUGAUCAAAGCAGCCUCAUGGGUUUGACGCAAAAACGACCGAAGAUUGAGGUGCCUCUCUCUGCCAAGGAAAAGAAAGAGAAGGUUAGCGAACGAAUUUCAGCUCUUCAACAACUUGUCUCACCUUAUGGAAAGACAGAUACAGCAUCGGUUCUUCUAGAGGCAAUGGAAUACAUAAGAUUCCUUCAAGAGCAAGUUAAGGUAUUGAGUGCACCGUACUUAUAUAGUACACCAACGACUAGUACACAGGAAGUCGAGCCGCCUAACCUUAAAAGCAAAGGCUUAUGUCUCGUGCCAAUUUCGUUUACUGAUGGAGUUGCCAGUAGCAAUGGCGCCGAUAUUUGGGCUCCGAUAAAGACGAGUUCCCCGACUUCAAGAAGACCAAUAUCAGACGAAGCUUCAGUGAUAACUUACAGUUGAGGGAUGGUUUCAGCUUAGAUGGUCACAAAUGGGUUUUAACAAGUGGGUGGCAGUUUUUAGAUGUUGAAUCAUGUUCGCUAUUCUAGCAAGUUGCGAACAUUUCUUAUGAUACGAGGUGCCAAUGUUUGUACAUAACGAAGUUGUAAAUUGAUAAUAACUUCCAUUAGUCAUAUUCCAAUGUGAUGAAGAAUCACAUUUCAACUUCAGUGAGAAAAAUAAAGCCUUGUAGCUGGAGAUUAUCUCCAUUUUGAAAUCA
This is a messenger RNA of Olea europaea var. sylvestris, 1180 nucleotides long. Its product is annotated as transcription factor bHLH154-like. Lineage: Eukaryota; Viridiplantae; Streptophyta; Magnoliopsida; Lamiales; Oleaceae. The transcript has 6 exons. Gene Ontology annotation, cellular component: nucleus. The record is from RefSeq and is a predicted model, not a curated record. The coding region runs from base 472 to 924 and encodes 150 amino acids. Gene Ontology annotation, biological process: regulation of transcription by RNA polymerase II. Gene Ontology annotation, molecular function: protein dimerization activity; DNA-binding transcription factor activity, RNA polymerase II-specific; RNA polymerase II cis-regulatory region sequence-specific DNA binding.